Penicillium samsonianum is the source of this 1587-nucleotide messenger RNA. RefSeq lists its product as uncharacterized. NCBI's taxonomy places the organism in Eukaryota, Fungi, Ascomycota, Eurotiomycetes, Eurotiales, Aspergillaceae. The record is from RefSeq and is a predicted model, not a curated record. The coding region runs from base 1 to 1587 and encodes 528 amino acids. Gene Ontology annotation, molecular function: L-cysteine transmembrane transporter activity. Gene Ontology annotation, cellular component: membrane. Gene Ontology annotation, biological process: L-cysteine transport; transmembrane transport. The transcript is spliced from 10 exons.
AUGGCGGUAGAAAACCACAAGCCCGGCUUCGUGGCGGAAACACAAGCCAAUGAAGAAAGUGACAAUGAGUUCAAUACUGCGCCGAAGCUCCCUGAUCAAUUUGCCGAUGAGAGUUUUAAGUUAUUCUCGAAAAUCCAAGUCACAGACCCGACUCCCGAAGAAGCAAUACAGAUUCGCAACAAAUGCUUAUGGCGGAUUUUGCCCUUUCUUUGCAUUGGAUAUCACUUGAUGUAUGUCGACAAGCAAACGCUUGGAAGUUCUGCGAUCUUAGGAAUCAUGCAAGAUGCGCAUCUAAACUCGAACCAAUAUAACUGGCUCUCUUCGAUUUUCUAUUUCGGGUAUCUUUUGGCUGAAUGGCCACAGAAUUGGGCGUUGCAGCGGUUUCCUGUUGGGAAGUGGCUGGCUGGCAAUUUGAUAGUAUGGGGCGGAAUCACCCUCUUGCAUGUACCUUGCAACAGCUUUGCGUCUCUUUUUGUUGUUCGCUUUUUCCUUGGGGUAGCAGAAGCAUCCAUUGUUCCAGCAUUCCUCCUUUCCAUGUCCAUGUUCUUUACCUAUGGCGAGCAGGCCGUGAUGAUGCCGGUUAUGUGGUCAAUUGGUAAUGCGAGUCCUAUCACGUCGGGUUUGCUGUCUUAUGGUGUACUUUGGAUUGAUACGGGCAGCUUUUCUCCGUGGAAAUGGUUUAUGGUUAUCACUGGUGUCCUCACAGUCAUUUUCGGUGUCUUUGUCUAUCUUUUCUUUCCUGAUAGCCCUAUCCAUGCCAAUUUCCUGACACACGAGGAACGUGCAAAGGCUAUUUUACGAAUCAGAGAAAACCAUUCCGGAAUUGAGCAAAAGAUUUUCAAAAAAUAUCAGUUUAUCGAAGCAAUUCAAGACCCCAAAACAUGGCUCUUCUUCCUACACGCCUGGUCUCAGGAAAUGGCAAACGGAGUAACAAAUCAAUACUCACUGAUCAUCAGCUCAUUUGGUUUCACUGUUCUUCAAACAACACUAUUAGGAACGGUUACGGGAGUCGUAUCAUUCUUUUCUCUCAUAACAGCUGCGAUCACAUUGUAUCACACCAAGAACUGCCGAGCAUGGAUAUCACUCAUUGCAUACAUUCCAGGUGCUCUUUCAAGUAUCCUUCUACUAGCCUUGCCCUGGUCCAAUCGAUGGGGUCUCAUCGCUGGAAUCUGGAUUCGAUCUACCGUCGGCAUCCCAUAUGCCGUUGUGAUGAUCUGGGCUGCCAAUGCGUCGGCGGGUCAUACGAAGAAAACUACCGUCAUUGCGCUUUAUCAUAUUGGAUAUGGACUGGGAAAUAUUAUCUCUCCGCAAUUAUUCCGGCCGGAGUGGAAGCCUCGGUACAGACCAACUUGGAUUAUUUUGCUUGUGGUCGCUGCAAUCCUUCCUUCGAUCAUUAUUAUCGUGCUCCGGAUCUACCUAAGCCGAGAGAAUAAACGUCGCGACAAGCUCGCGGAAGCUAAUCAAGUUGCUAGCAAUGGAGUUGUCGAGACGGUUGAUUCGGAUGGGGGCAAAGUCGCUCGAAUCGUGGAUAAUAGUCAGUUGGAUUUGACUGACAGGGAGAAUUUGACUUUCCGAUAUGUACUCUAA